Molecule: messenger RNA, 852 nt
Organism: Symbiodinium sp. CCMP2456
Lineage: Eukaryota; Dinophyceae; Suessiales; Symbiodiniaceae
Source: the annotation of a GenBank genome assembly
AUGUUCGGAUUGAAGAAGGUGACGCAAUGCAUUCUAGCUGCUUUGUUUCUGCUGGCCUUACAUUCGAUGUGGUCCGGCAGGGAGCUCUUGAAAAUGCAAGGCGUGACCGAGGACACCGUUGAGGCCGCACCAUUCCCCAACGAAGCAAGCAGAAGCACAGCUCCGCCGCCCCAGUGUUCGUCAGAUUACUUUGCUCCGAGGCAGGCCAAGCUGUUCGCAGGACCUUUGUUUGACUCCAGGAAAAACAAGCAGCGCUACAAGGCCUUCCGGGCUGAGUUUGAAAUGUACACAGGCCGGGAUCCACUCCAUACGUUCAAUGUUGUGAAAUUUCAAACUGGUGGGAUCCAGUAUACGGACCUGCAUAAUUCGCAUGACCACAAGACGCUCGUUCUGGGGUGCAAGGACAAAGCUUUGCGAGAAAGCACGAAUUGGACCAAUUGGUACUAUGCCCCGACAGGUCCAACAGAUUUUUCAACAUGUGAGACCAUCAUCCCUGGAACUGCAGUGUUCUUUCGUGGCAUGUCUUUUGGAAGGUUCAUCUACGGCGCCCUCCUGCACGACAUACUUCCUCCGGUACUUUGGAUGUACGAUAACGAACCAAAUGCCACACCAGUUUUCGAGAUCGAGAAAUCUGGGAAAGUCGUCGAUUUCAUGAAGUGGUUCGACCCAGCUCUUCAUUCCAGAGCGCUUUAUGUCCCAGCUGGUAAGACUGUCUGUGCAGAAUCACUGCUGGUGAUGGUGCCGCAUCGCGACAUCGUCCACCCCGCUAUGGUGCUAUCUGUCCCUUGCGACCCCAACCACUGCUGUGCUGACGUUCCUGCCAUUGGCAAAGACGGACCAGAUGACCCCUGA